AAGAAAACCCUAAGGCCCAUGAGCCCCAUCCUCUAUCUUCCAGCUCCCUCUCACGUGUGUUCGAGCCGCCAAACACUCGCCCUCGUCUUCUUCAUUUCCGGCGACUGCGCCUCCUCUCCGACGCUAUCGCUGCAGUCUCAGGCGUGUGAAGACCCUCGAUUACUCUGACCAGCGUUUUUUUGUUCUUCACCGGCGAGCCUAAAUUCACUAACCACCACGUCAUUUUGAUUACACGCGGCGUAAGGCGGUACCUUACGUAGUGACGCGACGGGCAGUGUGCUGCCACCACGAGCAUACUGCUGCGAUCGACACGAUUUUCUGAUGGCUGUGGGUGCGACGGACCUCUUCACAGCCAGCGAUUAUGCGUUUUGACUGCCACGGUGGAACAACUUGCUGCCGGGUAGAACUAGUGGCGAUUCUGAUCUUGGAGUCAUACCUUUCGUCUUCCUUCUCUCGCUGUUACGGUUAGUUUCAACAUUACACGCUUUCUAUAGAGGGACUGGUAAGGAAUUAUUGCUUUAGGGAGAUGGGAGCUCUUGCCCCCGUCGUGCCUUGGACUCCUGAAGAUGAUAUUCUGCUCAAGAACGCCGUUGAGGUGCUUCCUUGGAGUCCCUUGCCAAAGGUGCUGUGCAGUUUUCUCGAAGAUACACAGUAAGAGAAUUGCAAGAACGAUGGCAUUCUUUACUUUAUGAUCCAAUUGUAUCCGAAGAUGCAUCUAUGUCCAUGAUUGACUUCGAGCGUUCUUCUUCCAUUCUUCCGUCCAAGUUCAACAAAUUUGGGAAUCCAAAAGAAACCAAAUAUAUUGGUGGGAAGAGAAAAUCUGGGAGUGUACGCCAUUGCUACUAUGCUUUGCGUAAAAGAAUUUGCAAUGAACCAUUUAAUAACCCUAUGAACCUGAGUUUUCUUGUUGGACCCAGUAAUAGUAACUAUGUUGUUGAAGAGCCUAUGUCCGGAAAUUGUAUCCCUCCAAUAUCUGAUGAUUUUGGACUUCAGAGCUCAGAGCUGGGGAUCUUGCCAUGUGAUUUCUCUCAGAAUGUGAUGAAUACUGAUGAUGUGGAUCACACUUUUCAAUCUGGAUGUCAAGGUACAGUUGAAAAGCAUUUUCCCAGGAACCUGGAUAAUGGACAGGAGGGAAUUUCUCACAGUAUGAGAGAGAGUCUGCCUCCUUCUGCAAUUGAUUCUCAUGUUGAGGAAUUGGCUCCAUCGACUGACUUUCCAGUCCAUAGUCUCUUUGAAAAUGAUUUGGAGGCAAGACCUUCUACUUUUGGGCAACUGAGCAAUGAUCAGAGAGCGAUGGGCUCUGAACUAGAGGAUAACAAUGUCUUUAACUCUCCUGUUUCUGAAUCUGGUGCAUCAUUUCACAAUGUUGAGUACUCAUCUCCGCUUCCUGGUAUGCCAAUAUGGAGAAAUGCCUCAGCACCAGCCUUGCCAAUUGAUGUUGGCUUUGCAGAUAAGGAUAUACCUACAAGUAACUCUUUUGAACUACCUGAUGAUGAUGGGAACAAAAACAUUCAAAAUGCAGGAGUAGCAGGCUAUGAUGCUUACACUGACUUAAAGUUGAAGACUGAAGUUGAGCAAGAUCAUUUGAAAAGUCCAAAUGCCACUGCUGAAGUUUAUCUUGCUGAAUUGUCCAAUUCCCUUAUGAACAUGAGCAAUGAGGAUGAGCUACUUUUCAUGGAUGUUGAUGGAAAGGAUGCGCUUGAUAAGUCAUAUUAUGAUGGUUUGAGCUCGCUUUUGUUGAAUUCACCAAAUGAAAUCAAUCAUGAUCAAACAACUAAUGCAAUUAAUUCAGAAACAAUGUUACCAACUGAUACAAUGGUAGAUCCCCCCACAGCAUGUUCUGCAGGGUUAUAUGAAAAAGGAUCCCACUGUGGUGUUGGACAUUUGGAUUGUACUUCUGAAGCUCAUUCUUCGCCAUCUGCAUCUUUGAACAGUCAUUGUCCUGUAAAAGCUGAUGAACCUCUUUUUUGCACUUUGAACACAGAAGACCCAGACAUCCCGAGCAAUGAUGAUGUUUUUCUACCUCCAUUGUCAACAAUGGCUACGAUGGGAUACAAUUUUCAAGAUUGCAUCCAUACUACCUUUUCAUCUACCAAGGAUUUCACUUAUAAUGAAAAAUCUGGUGAGACUCAAAACCUUGGGAGGGAGAGGAAAAAUCAUGGACAAUCUCGUGUUCGAUCGGGAUUGUAUGGUUUUUCUGAAAGAGGUGAAAAGCAUCCAGUUGGUGGAGCUGGUGUUAAUUAUAGAUCAUCCCAUAGCAACGCCAGACACUUGCCAUCUGUGAGUAAUGUUGGCUCCAUAAAUGGAAAUAGUGAUGCUGCCCUUCCUGCUGUGCUCAAGGAAGAGAACAAUGAAAUUUCCCGGGUAAAUCAUCUUGGUGAGAAUUUUUUGAAUGCUCAUGCAGAGAAGCCAGGCUUUGAUUCUGACAAUGUUAGAAUAUAUCCACCAAGUGCUGCCUGUGACAUUAAACAGGAACCAAAUAUAUUGGCUUCUUUGAAAGAUCAUCGUUUAUCACAGGAAGGGGGUACUAGAGGUACUUUUGGUGUUGAACAAGGUGGACUAUCUUCGACAUCUGAUCAAGAAGAGUUAUCUAUUGACAGUGAAGAUGAUGUACCUCAUUUUUCAGAUAUUGAAGCAAUGAUACUUGAUAUGGACUUGGAUCCAGAAGAUCAGGAUUUGUAUUCAAGUGAAGAAGUCUUAAAAUAUCAACAUGUGGACACAAAGAAGAGAAUCAUACGACUGGAGCAAGGGGCUAAUGCUUACAUGCAAAGAUCUACUGCCUCUCACGGGGCAUUAGCAGUUCUAUAUGGUCGAUAUUCGAAGCAUUACAUUAAGAAAUCAGAGGUUCUAUUAGGUAGAGCAACCGAGGAUGUCAUUGUGGACAUUGACUUGGGAAGGGAGGGAAGUGGUAACAAAAUAUCUCGGCGGCAGGCAAUUAUAAAAUUAGAUCAGGAUGGAUUUUUCUCCCUGAAGAAUCUUGGUAAAUGCUCAAUCUCUAUAAAUAACAAGGACGUAGCCCCUGGUCACUGCCUGCGACUUAAUUCUGGCUGCUUGAUUGAGAUAAGGGGAAUGCCAUUUAUAUUUGAGUCAAACCCAACUCGUAUGAAGCAGUAUGUGGAUAACAUAGGCAAGAAGAUAUCUCACAAACAGGAGUAUCAAUCAUGAUGAUAGACGACACCCUAGUGGCAUGAACAGAGAAACAUACCUCGAUUUAUUCGAAGGUGAUCGUUUUUUCUGCACUUCAUGGGUUCUUUAGGUAUGCUGUGUUAAGUUGUUUAUUUGGUAUGCGAUUAGAAAUUCAAAUUCUAUUUGUUUUGGUAAUACCAGUAACUAUUUCAUAUAUUGCUUUGUGAUUCAACGUCUUUCUUCUCAAUGAGGUUUCCUUGGACUGCUAAAGAUCAGAAACAAUAGCAACACUUUUGCGGUGAUCGUUUUGACCAGUAACAUCAGCAAGGAACUGUCCAACGAAGUGCGAAGAUAUAGGUAAAUCGAUUCUCAUUCUCUACCCAUCCUGGCUACCACACCUGACUCAAACCUUCAUUCUGGUUAGCCCUUUGGAUAUACGAGUGAGUGGUUUCGGUAGGCCCUCCGGUUUCACCGGACUGUUCCCAUCGUUGCACUUCGUAGCCCAGCAGCUAAAGUUGCUAUUUUCUUGGAUAGAGCUUGAGGUCAAAUUGGAGGUAAUUGAUGUAGGAAGUCUUUGGGACUUUCUUAUAUUUCUUGUGAAG
Molecule: messenger RNA, 3728 nt
Organism: Cucurbita maxima (winter squash)
Lineage: Eukaryota; Viridiplantae; Streptophyta; Magnoliopsida; Cucurbitales; Cucurbitaceae
Exons: 7
Coding region: 718-3165 (815 amino acids)
Biological process (GO): positive regulation of transcription by RNA polymerase II
Cellular component (GO): MLL1 complex; NSL complex; Ino80 complex
Molecular function (GO): G-quadruplex RNA binding; protein binding
Source: RefSeq, a predicted model, not a curated record